UCAAAAUAUCCCGUCAUCUACAACGGAAACCGCAUAAUUUAAGUAGCACCAUUGCGAAGAAUUGGAAAAUCAUAUUUGAUCCCAAAACGUACGCCAAAUUGAAAAUUUGUCCUAGGGAAAAUUGCAAUCAAGCAGUUGUAAGAAUGGAUCACCAUCUACGGGAUAAACACGCAGACACUCUGUCAUUUUCACAAUAUCAGACGUUUUGUAAAGAGUACAUCAAACCCGAAGAUUGGCUGCAGAGCAUUCAGCUCGAAAUAGACAAAGCAAGGACAGGACAGAUCAUGCAGAACACGGAUACCACGACAUCCACAUCAGCCAAGCCCUCAGUCCUACCAAUGGCAACAUCCACGGCCGCUAUGACUUCUACAUCAGCCAAUACCUUAGCCCUACCAAUGGCAACAGCCAAGGCCGCUAUGACAUCCACAUCAGCUAAGACCUCAGCCCUACCAAUGGCAACAUCCACGGCCGCUAUGACAUCCACAUCAGCCAAGCCCUCAGCCCUACCAAUGGCAACAUCCACGGCCGCUACGAAAUCCACAUCAGCCAUGACCUCAACCCUAGCAGUGGUAGCAGCCAAGGCCGCUACGAUAUCAGCCGAACCCCAAUCAGAAUUCAGUGACGAAGACGAAAUACACCAACUUGGGUUGGAAAUUGAAAGAGAUGUCAAAUGGGAUAAAAAAACACGAAAGAACCCACAUCUCUCGUUAUUUUUAUCUUACUUAAUCUUUGAUUUGUGCAAACAUAAAGCUCUUGCGGAAAAUUAUGUGUCCAUCGUAACAAAUGCAUGGCAAGUGUCUGAUAGCACGUUCACUGACGUGACAACGCUAACAAAGAGAUCAGUUGUCCGACAGUUUUACCGAAGCAUGCGCGAGAAAGGAAGUAGACCCGGAACAAUAAAAAGCUACCUUCUUGCAAUUCGCAUAUUUAUAAGAUUCCUGGUCGUUAGAAGUGUUGUGCGGGAAAAAAAGCAAGUUCAAGAAGCCCUGCUAACUGUCGAGAUGCUUUCACUAUGGUUUCAGGCACUCCGAAAAAUGGUCGGUCAAAGAACAGCUGAGCUUCAAGUUCUUGAAGAGCAACGCCUGCUAACUCUGAAGCAAAUUCAAGGAUUCCUCAACUCCAAAUAUGCGAAAGACGUGGUAUCAGAGCUCCUUCACAAUGACGAAUCUAUUGGACCACAACAAUUCUGUGACUGCAGAAAUUUCAUCGCUGCUGUAAUGCAAGUCCGAACGGGUGUACGCUCCGGUCCAUUUGCAAGUAUGGUUGUAGACGACAUCAAACGUGCAAACUUCGGCCGCGACGACAUGUACACCAUAACCAUUCCAAAGCAUAAGACUGCCCAUGUAUACGGCGCCCAGCACAUCUGUGUAAACAAGGAAACUUUCCAAUGGCUCUUGAAAUUCCUGGAAAUGCGAGAAAAGUUUUUGCCGCAACCAUGUCAUGAAUAUGUUUUCACUAGCACGACAGGCCGGCCUGCAACAUCAAGCCAAAUUUCAGCGUUUUUCAACUCCGCAUGGCAAAAGUCGGGAGUGCUAAACGAGUCCCAGCCAAGAUUGAAUGCUACUAGAGUACGCAAAGCACUAGUUACAAUUCAAAGAGAGAUGAUGCCCGGUGAAGAAGAUAAUUUGGCUACUGCAAUGGCCCACUCCAGAAGGGUUCAGGACACUCACUACAACGUUCGUAAGACUCGACAGCAAGUAUUGCAAGUCUCCAAAAAAUACAACGACCUACUGGAUGAGGUGUCCGAAUGUGAACCAUCCGAAUGUGAACCAACCGAAAGUGAAAGUAUUACAACUAGCCAGCAAGUAUUUCAAGAAACGGACAGAAAAAAUGUUUUUUCAAGAAGAAGGCUUUAUACUGCUGAGGAAGAGGAACACAUUUGCCAGGCUUUUGCAGACGAAAUUGCUGGAAAGGCAAGUCUAAAAUUAAAGACUGCAAAAAUGCGCUUGAGGAAUUGGAAAAGCUUAAGAGACUUGACAUCGGAUCAAAUCGUCAACAAAGUGAAGUCUCUGCGGAAGCUUAGAGUAAAGAAACUUAAGAAUCACGGCCGCCAACUGAUUCCAGAAGUGUCUACAGCAGGAUCGUUACAAUUAGAGGAAGCGCAGACUUUCAAAACAACAGCAGAAACGACAAAGGCGGUAGAGGAGUCGCAGAUGGUUACCGACGAAACGAAGGCAACGCGAGAAAAAGAGUCCGAGAUGGUCCUUGAAACAAACACGACAGAAGAAUCCGAUACGGUCCUUGAAACGAACAUGACAGAAGAGUCCGAGAUGGUUUUCCAACAAACAUCUCAUUCUGCAAAUAAUUCAAACAAGAGGAAGCUGAAGCGGAAAGGCGUCGCAUCAAAAAAAUGCAAGUCUCUUCGAAAGAACAAAUUGAGGAAAACCGAAUCCAAAGAGUCUGAGACGGUAUUCACUGUGGAACGUAUUGUCGAAAAAAAACGCAUAGGAGGUAAAAUAAAAUACCUUGUGAAAUGGGAAGGUUACUCGGCGAAAUACAACACUUGGGAACUUGAAGAAAACAUUCUAGAUAAAGACCUUUUGACAUCCGACCAAAUCGUCAACAACGUGAAGUCUCUGCGGAAGCAAAGAGUAAAGAAACUGAAGAAUCACGGCCGGCAACUGCCUCAGGAAAAAGUGUCUACAGCAGGAUCGUUGGAUUUUGAGGAAGCACAGACUUUCAAAACAACGGCAGAAACGACAAAGGCGGUAGAGGAGUCGCAGAUGGUUACCGACGAAACGAAGGCAACGCGAGAAGAGUCCGAGACGGUCUUUGAAACGAAGAUGACAGAAGAUUCGGAGAUGGUUCUUGAAACGAACAUGACAGAAAAGUCCGAGAUGCCGGUUAUCGAAACGAACAUGACAGAAGAGUCCGAGAUGGACCUUGAAACGAACAUGACAGAAGAUUCGGAGAUGGUUCUUGAAACGAACAUGACAGAAGAGUCCGAGAUGGUCCUCGAAACGAACAUGACAGAAAAGUCGGAGAUGGUCCUUGAAACGAAUAUGACAGAAGAGUCCGAGAUGGUUUUCCAACAAACAUCUCAUUCUGCAAAUAAUUCAAACAAGAGAAAACUGAAGCGGAAAGACGUCGCAUCAAAAAAAUGCAAGUCUCUUCGAAAGAACAAAUUGAGGCAAACCGAAUCCAAAGAGUCUGAGAUGGUCUUGUCAUCCGAUCAAAUCGUCAACAACGUGAAGUCUCUGCGGAAGCUUAGAGUAAAGAAGCUCAAGAAUCACGGCCGCCAACUGACUCCAGAAAAAGUGUCUACAGCAGCAUCGUUAGAAUUAGAGGAAGCGCAGACUUUCAAAACAACAGCAGAAACGACAAAGGCGGUAGAGGAGUCGCAGAUGGUUACCGACGAAACGAAGGCAACACGAGAAGAAGAGUCCGAGAUGGUCCUUGAAACGAACAUGACAGAAGAGUCCGAGAUGCCGGUUCUCGAAACGAACAUGACAGAAGAUUCGGAGAUGGUUCUUGAAACGAACAUGACAGAAGAGUCCGAGAUGGUCCUUGAAACGAACAUGACAGAAAAGUCGGAGAUGGUCCUUGAAACGAAUAUGACAGAAGAGUCCGAGAUGCCGGUUCUCGAAACGAACAUGACAGAAGAUUCGGAGAUGGUUCUUGAAACGAACAUGACAGAAGAGUCCGAGAUGGUCCUUGAAACGAACAUGACAGAAAAGUCGGAGAUGGUCCUUGAAACGAAUAUGACAGAAGAGUCCGAGAUGCCGGUUCUCGAAACGAACAUGACAGAAGAUUCGGAGAUGGUUCUUGAAACGAACAUGACAGAAGAGUCCGAGAUGGUCCUUGAAACGAACAUGACAGAAAAGUCGGAGAUGGUCCUUGAAACGAAUAUGACAGAAGAGUCCGAGAUGCCGGUUCUCGAAACGAACAUGACAGAAGAUUCGGAGAUGGUUCUUGAAACGAACAUGACAGAAGAGUCCGAGAUGGUCCUUGAAACGAACAUGACAGAAAAGUCGGAGAUGGUCCUUGAAACGAAUAUGACAGAAGAGUCCGAGAUGCCGGUUCUCGAAACGAACAUGACAGAAGAUUCGGAGAUGGUUCUUGAAACGAACAUGACAGAAGAGUCCGAGAUGGUCCUUGAAACGAACAUGACAGAAAAGUCGGAGAUGGUCCUUGAAACGAAUAUGACAGAAGAGUCCGAGAUGCCGGUUCUCGAAACGAACAUGACAGAAGAUUCGGAGAUGGUUCUUGAAACGAACAUGACAGAAGAGUCCGAGAUGGUCCUUGAAACGAACAUGACAGAAAAGUUGGAGAUGGUCCUUGAAACGAAUAUGACAGAAGAGUCCGAGAUGGUUUUCCAACAAACAUCUCAUUCUGCAAAUAAUUCAAACAAGAGGAAGCUGAAGCGGAAAGGCGUCGCAUCAAAAAAAUGCAAGUCUCUUCGAAAGAACAAGUUGAAGAAAACCGAAUCCAAAGAGUCUGAGACGGUAUUCACUGUGGAACGUAUUGUCGAAAAAAAACGCAUAGGAGGUAAAAUAAAGUACCUUGUGAAAUGGGAAGGUUACUCGGCGAAAUACAACACUUGGGAACCUGAAGAAAACAUUUUAGAUAAAGACCUUUUGUCCCUUAUCUAG
Molecule: messenger RNA, 4592 nt
Organism: Paramuricea clavata
Lineage: Eukaryota; Metazoa; Cnidaria; Anthozoa; Malacalcyonacea; Plexauridae
Source: the annotation of a GenBank genome assembly